AUGGAUCAUAUGAGCUCGAGUACUAACAGCACAUGUCAGAUGUCUGAUAUGCUGUGGAAUUGGGAUGUGAUGAAUACAUGCUUCUUAUCAUCAGGAUGGCAUAUAACGACACGAGGAGCAUUCGCAGCAUCAUGUAUAGGAAUAAUCUUUAUUGCUAUACUACUUGAAUUACUUCGUCGAGUAUCAAGGGAUUAUGACCGAUGGAUCUUACGUCAAUUAUCAACUGUUACAAUGAAAAACUAUCGUCCUCGUAGAGCAACACCACUCCAACAACUCAUUAGAUCAUUAUUACACGUAGCUGUUUUUGGUGUGGCGUACUUGUUGAUGUUAUUAGCAAUGUCAUAUAAUGGUUAUAUCAUUUUUUCAAUAUUGAUGGGAACUGGAAUAGGAAAAUUCUUUUGUGAUUGGUUGGUACUUGGAGUAGAAGCGACUACGAAUGAUCAAGAUCCAACUGUCUGUUGUGGAUGA
Kwoniella shivajii is the source of this 468-nucleotide messenger RNA. RefSeq lists its product as uncharacterized. The coding region runs from base 1 to 468 and encodes 155 amino acids. The transcript is spliced from 3 exons. Gene Ontology annotation, molecular function: copper ion transmembrane transporter activity. The record is from RefSeq and is a predicted model, not a curated record. Gene Ontology annotation, cellular component: plasma membrane. NCBI's taxonomy places the organism in Eukaryota, Fungi, Basidiomycota, Tremellomycetes, Tremellales, Cryptococcaceae. Gene Ontology annotation, biological process: copper ion transmembrane transport.